Molecule: messenger RNA, 5348 nt
Organism: Monopterus albus (swamp eel)
Lineage: Eukaryota; Metazoa; Chordata; Actinopteri; Synbranchiformes; Synbranchidae
Gene: c5
Product: complement component 5
Exons: 42
Coding region: 1-5157 (1718 amino acids)
Cellular component (GO): extracellular region
Molecular function (GO): endopeptidase inhibitor activity; protein binding
Source: RefSeq, a predicted model, not a curated record
AUGACGGUGGUGGAGACACUGUCCAACAUCUCCAACAUCACCCAUAGCUGUUCAACGGGGCUGAGACCUGGUGACUGGGAAGACCACAGCGUCUGGUUCACAUCAUGGUCAUCCUCAUCAGACCAGUAUCUGGUAACAGCCCCUCUGUCGCUGCGCUUGGACGCGGUGGAGACAGUCCUGCUGCAGUUGUUUGGUUUUUCAGAGGAGGUGACAGCCUAUGUAUUCUUGAAGACCUCCAUGGCUCCAAAUCACGUGGUUCUGGCUCAAGAGGUUGUGACCCUGAACGCCCAGAACCAGCACCAGGCUGCUGCCAAAGUCCGGCUGUACCCAGGUCAGCUGGAUAGGAGUGUAAGUCACGUGAUCCUUCACGUCCAGUCAGCAGAGGUCAACCAGCACCUGUCUGUGGCUGUCAGCCGGACCAACGGCUUUCUGUUCAUCCAGACCGACAAGCCACUGUACACCCCGCAUCAGAGUGUCAAAGUGAGGGCAUUCUCCAUGAACCAGGAGCUGAGGCCAGCCAAUCGCAGUGUCUUCCUCACCUUCAAGGACCCCGAUCACAUAGCAGUGGACAGUGUGGAGAUGAUUGAUGUCAAUAAUGGAGUCCCUUCCAUGCAAAACCCCUUCAGGAUCCCCAUCAAACCAAAGUUAGGGAUUUGGACCAUCGAAGCCUCUUACUCAGACGACUUUACCACAACAGCAACUACAGACUUUGAAGUUAAAGAAUACGUUCUUCCCAGUUUCUCCAUCCUCGUGGAACCAGAAGCAAACUACAUCAGCUACGGACAGUUCAAAUAUUUCAGCUUCAAGUAUUUGGGUAAUGUGGAGAUGAAACACCACAGCUGCUGCGUGUUGAGUGCGUCUCCCUGUGCCAGGUACCUCCACGGUGCUCCUGUGGCUGACGCUGAGGUGUUUCUGCGUUACGGCUACAUUAGUGGGAAGAAUCCUCCGGUGAUCAUCCCCUCUGUCACCAGAGAGAGAUUGUCCUCAGCAGGUGAAGUGGACGUGACUGUCAACAUGGAGAAGGUUCUGUCUAAACACGAUGGACCAAAAGACCUCGACGGCAUGGUGGGGAAGUACCUGUACAUAGCGGUACUACUGCAGGAGGACACGGGUGGCAUCACUCAGGAGUCAGAGUUUGCUGCAGUGAAGUUUGUUAAGUCGCCGUACAGCCUGAGUCUGGUGUCCACACCUCCCUUCAUCAAGCCUGGACUUCCUUACAACAUCCAGGUGCUGGUGAAGGACCACCUGGACAAACCGGUGAAACGGGUGGAGGUUCGUCUGGUGGAGCGACCCCUGUUCACAGAGCAGGGAGCAAAAGAUGACAUGCCCUGUACAACCAGCGCCAACAGCCAAUCAGACGGCCUGGCUUUCUUCAUCUGCAACACACCGAAGGGGGGAGUCAGGGCGGUGCUGAAGUUUGAGACGGUGGACCCUAACCUGCCAGUGGCCGCUCAGGCCAGUCUGACCCUGGAGGCGAAGUCCUAUCACUCUCCAAACCAGCGUUACCUUUACAUUGACCCCCCUCUGCCCGGACACGGCCUGCAGGUGGGACACUACACCAACAUCAAGGUGUACUCGGCCACGCCCUCCUACGUGCCCCUUAAAGCCCUCAGCUAUCUGGUGCUCUCUAAAGGGAAGGUGGUGGAUUUCGGCAGUCGCAAGUUUGCCUCCAGCACCGAUAACAAACAGACCGUGAGCUUCGAGGUGAUGCCCUCCAUGGUCCCAUCCAUCAGACUGCUGGUCUACUACAUCCUGUACGGAGAGGGGACGAAUGAGCUGGUGGCCGACUCUGUUUGGCUGGACGUCAGAGACAAAUGUGUCAACGGACUCCAGACUGAUCUCUCAUAUCGUAAGCGGGACUACAAGCCAAAGCAAAACCUCCAGAUGGACAUCUAUACCAAUCAGGAUGGUCUCGUGGCUCUGUCUGCUGUGGACACCGCCCUCUUCAUGCUGCGGCCCACCUACAGAGACCCCGUUACCAUGGUGCUGCGUCACAUCGAGCACAGCGACCAGGGCUGUGGUGGAGGGGGAGGCAAAGACAGCGCAGACGUGUUCCGAUUGGCCGGUCUCACUUUCAUCACCAACGCCAAUGCCCAGCCAUCAGCCAGCAGUGAGGCGUGCACAGCAGCAGUGCGUCCAAAGCGAGCUCUGACUGAAGAGGAGAAGGCAAAGAAAGCGGAGACCUACGGUCGGCGUAAGGUCUGCUGUGAACAAGGGAUGAAGUACAACCCAAAAAGUGUGACCUGCAAGCAGUUUGCCCAGCAGACUUACAGCAAGUACCCUCUGUGCAGAGACGCCUUCAGAGAAUGCUGCGAGUUCAUCCAGGAUCAUCUGGACAAGAACCUUAUCCUGGCACGCCACGCGCUGGGCGCGGACUUCGGCCUGCCUCCUCUGGUGCGGAGCUACUUUCCAGAGAGCUGGCUGUGGGAGGUGCAUCAUGUCAGGCCAGGGCAGAUGUCCGUCAGCCGGACUCUACCAGACUCUCUCGCCACCUGGGAGAUCAAGGCCGUCAGCAUGUUCAAGAACGGUAUGUGUGCUGCGGAGCCGGUCCAGGUGUCGGUCAGUCUGCCUCUUAGCGUAAAUGUCCCCCUGCCCUAUCAGGUGGUCAGAGGAGAGCAGCUGGAGCUGAUGGGCUCAGUGUAUAACCAACUGCCCCACAGCAUCAUGUACUGUGUGACGCUGACGGUCGGCCCAGCGCUCUGUCUGCUGCAGUCCCAGGUGACCACAGGGAGGGAGGGGCUGCGCUCCACGCCCUGCCAUUGGAGCCAGCUGUCUGUAGAUGGGGUGGGCAAAGUGAACUUCACACUGCUGGGCCUGGAGCCUGGAGAACACACCCUGACCUUCACCCUGAAGACACAGGGUGGAGGCAGAGACGUCCUGGAGAAGAAGCUCAGAGUGGUGCCUGAAGGAGUGAGGAAGGAGCAGUUUUCUGGAGGGAGACUGGACCCACAGGGAAUCUACGGGUCAGAGAAGAGAACAGUGGAGCUGAAGAACAAACUGCUGGCCAAUGUGGUUCCCAACACUGCUGUGGAGAGGAUGCUGAGCAUCAAUGGUGAUGUUCUGGGCGAAGUCCUGUCAGUGAUGCACAGCCCUGAAGGCCUCCGACAACUCAUUAACCUGCCGGCCGGGUCAGCAGAGGCAGAGCUGGAUGGACUCCUCCCCCUCGUCCAGGUGUAUCAGUACCUGGAGACGGCGAGGAGAUGGGACAUCCUGGGCGCAGACGUCCGGAAGAACUCAGCAGAUCUGAGACGAAGGAUCAGAGAGGGUCUCGUCAGCAUCAGUUCGUUCAGAGGUGGAGACGCCAGCUACAGCAUGUGGAUGAAGAAAGACCCCAGCACCUGGCUGACGGCUCUCGUGUUGAAGACCUUGUCUGCGGUGGACCAGGUGGUGUCUGUGGACCAUCAGUCUCUGUCGGAGUCUGUGGCCUGGCUGAUCUACAGCACUCAGCUGGAGGACGGGUCCUUCACCGAGAGCUCGUCCCUCAGAGCCAACAAAUUCAUGGCUGCGGGGACGAAUCCAGUUGAGCAGUCGGUGUAUCUCACGUCCUUCGUGCUGAUCGCCUUACACAGAGCCACAAGCAUCAAAGACCCAAUCCUGCAGCUCCGGUUCCAUGAUGACAGCAUGAGGUCUGCAGCAAACUACAUUUCCCAGCAUGCUCCAGGUGUAAAGAGUGUGUAUGUGCGUGCGGUGGCGACCUACGCUCUGACCCUUCAUGACCCCAACAGCAAGGUGGUCUCCCAGCUGCUCAGCAGCCUGGAGGCCCUGGCUCGACAGAAAGGUCACCCCGCUGUACUCAGGUACUGGCAGGAGUCUAGCAUCACAGCUGAUUGGCUGAAGCCCGACCAGUCUAGUGGACUGACGGUGGAGACGACAGCAUACGUCCUGCUGACUGUGCUGCUCAAGGGGCGGAUCCCCUAUGCCAUCCCCAUCCUGUCCUGGCUGACCCAGGAUCAGCACUACGGAGAGGGUUUCUACUCCCCACAGGACACAGUUCUGACUCUGGAGGCGGUGACGGCGUACAGCAGAGUCAUCCCUCGAGCUGUUCUUAGUCAGGACAUCAACAUCCGCUACAACAGGAAGGGACCGCUGGGACGAGUGCAGCUCAGCCAGAGCCGACAUGUGGCCACACCCAUCCAGGUGCUGAAGAAUGAUGACAUCAUUGUGUCCACAGGUUAUGGGACCGGCGUGUCAAAUGUGAAGAUGAAGACAGUUUACUAUGAGACCACCUCGUCCACAGAGAAGUGCAACUUUGAGCUCUCAAUAGAGAUGUUCAGCGCUAAUGCCUCCAAUAGUUCCACUAUGCGCACUCCUCACCUGGUCGCCUGUGCCAAGUACAAACCUCCUCCUAAUGAGGUGUACACAGAAUCCACGCUGACGGUGAUGAAGAUCCAGCUGCCGACAGGGGUGGAAGCUUACCUGGAGGACCUGAAACAGUUCAGAGACACAGAUUCGCCGCUCAUCUCCCACUACGAGCUCCAAGGCAGCACUGUGGUCAUUCAGCUGGACACUGUUCCCUCUAAGGUUUUCCUGUGCAUUGGUUUCCGGAUCAGGACCAGCUUUAAGGUGGAUGGAGCCAGUGAUUCCCUGUUCACCGUCUACGAGCCUCAGGACAAAGGCAGUGUGUGCACCAAACAGUUCUCCUACCACGAGCAGAAGCUGCAGCGCUUCUGUGUGGAAGAUCAUUGUCAGUGCAUGACAGCUGCGUGUGCUGCCUACAGAGGAACCGUCGACUUGACUCUGACACCAGCCAGACGCACUGAGGAGACCUGCAAACCUGACAUCAAAUAUGCCUACAGGGUGACGGUGACGUCUGUGGUAGCAGAAGGAGACUUUAUGACCUACACAGCCAACGUAGUUGAAGUCCUGAAGAACACAGAUGAAGAGCUUGAGGCGGUGAGUUCAGGUACAGAGGUGGUCCUGGUAAAAAAGGCCACCUGUAACGCUGUUAACAUCCACAAAGACAAACAGUACCUGGUGAUGGGAGCCAGCGGGACAGAAGUUGUACGCAGCCACAAGUAUCGCCUUCCUCUGGACUCUGAGGCCGUGGUAGAGCUCUGGCCGACAGACUGUAGUUCUACUGAAUGUUCGGACUACAUUUCCCAGCUGGAGGAGUUUGCUCUGGAGCUGCAGUUAACCAGAUGCCCUGACUCGACAUAACUCUGCAGCAGAACAAUUUCACUACACUUCUUAAUUUAAUACUGAUGGAGUUUGUUUGAAGAGAUGUGAAGAUAAAGAUGAGGAAGAAAGAUAGAGAAAUCUGCUCCCAGUUCAGAUGUACAUGGUGUUAUUUCUCUUUCUCCAGACUUUGUAAUAAUUUCAUAAUCUGCCAAUAAAUGUCAAUACACUGA